AUGUCGCGAAUUAUUAUCAAAAACCUUCCAAGAUACUAUGAAAAAGAACAAUUAUCAAAAUAUUUAAAGUCCCAGUCCAACCUGGACGUUGAAAUCACUGAUAUCAGCGUUGCGAAGACGAAAGACGGUGAUGCCGAGAAGGCAGUUCGCUAUUUGGAUCGAUCUUACAUAGAAAGUUCGCGCAUAGAAGCUCGUCUUGCACUGGACUAUCAAACUGCAAAUGAAAAAUUACGGCCAUGGAGCAAAUAUUCUUCCAAGACAAAAGAAUUAAAGGCUAUAGAACGGGAAAAAGAAGCACAGAAGCAAAAACUUUUAGAGGAAAAAGAAAAGGAACGACGUGAAAAGAAUUUAAAAAGAAAGUUCAUAGACACCCUCCAAGAUGAUAAGGCCCGUACUUUCUUGCAAUUGUCCACAGCCACGAGUAAGUCUCGUACUUGGGACAAUGAAGAUUACACAUUGAAUCAGGAGCCUUCUGUUGCUGAGGCAAACGAGAAGGACGAAGAAUAUCAGGACCUUCCUUCCGCUAAACGACAGCAGACAGAUGAACAGCUCGAACUCCAAAAGAGUGGUGCCCCCACAGUGAUUGAUGGACGUCCUCAAGAAAAUCUAGAGUCAGUUGAAGGCGGUGAUGAACCACAAGCUAGACAUUCUGAUUCUCAAGAUAAUGGAGAUACUUCUACUACUGUGGAGCAAAAGCCUAUGUCCGAUGAAGAAUGGCUUCGUCUUCACAGAACUAGAAUUCGUGAAAAUACUGAAGGAAUGCCAACUACUGAAGAUCAAACUGUCUCAGAAUCCACCACUCUCCCCGAAUCAACGGUUUCCGAAGUAGAUAACUCUUUUGAAAAGAGCCAUCCUUCAUUUGAGGAAGAGGCUCAACCUGGUGUUUCUGACUAUGAUCAAGCCAUCGAACAAAUUCAAGAAACCAAGCGGUUGUUUUUGAGAAAUCUCACAUACAGUUGUACCGAAGAGGACAUAAGCUCUCAUUUCCAACCAUUUGGUGCACUGGAACAAGUCCAUAUGCCUAUAGAUAAGCGCACAAAUGUUCCCAAAGGGUUUGCAUACGUAGAGUUCCGCGAAGCGGAAGACGCCGUUCAAGCCUUCCAAGAAUUAGAUGGAAGACCUUUUCAAGGCCGCUUGCUACACAUUCUUCCUGCUAAAGCUCGCCACAAUAUCCUUCAAGAUGAAUUUGCUUUAAGUAAGCUACCUUUAAAAAAACAGAAGGAAUUGAAAAGAAAGCAUACUGCUGCAACAAGUACUUUCAGCUGGAACACAUUGUACAUGAACAAUGAUGCCGUGGUAACAUCAUUGGCUUCUAGGUUGGGUGUUAAGAAAACCGAUAUUUUGGAUCCUACCUCAUCUGACUCGGCAGUCCGUCAAGCCUUGUCUGAAACUCACGUUGUUCAGGAGACAAAGCGAUUUUUUGAAGAACAUGGCGUGGAUUUAGAUGCUUUCAAAAACAGUGCUCGUUCUGAUAAUGUGAUUUUAGCAAAAAAUUUUCCUUACGGUACUACUGCCGAAGAGCUGACCUCGCUCUUUGGCCAAUAUGGAGAGUUGGGAAGGGUCUUGAUUCCACCAGCUGGAACUAUUGCCAUUAUCGAAUUUGUUAAUACUCCGGAUGCUCGACAAGCAUUUUCUAAGCUGGCUUAUAAUAGGAUCAAAAGUUCAAUUCUAUAUUUGGAGAAGGCACCUAAAGACGUGUUUCAGACGGCCUUCAGAAAGACUCAUGAACCGGAAGUUGCCGUUAAAGUGGAUGCGAUCACUGCCGAAUCUGCGAACACGGCCAAGGAAUUGGAGACUGAAGAUGUUGAUUCUCUCGAUACUGCCACACUCUACGUUAAAAACUUGAAUUUUUCAACCAAACAAUCGGAGUUUCAAAGUGUUUUUAAACCUCUGGAAGGUUAUCUGUCUGCUGUCAUCCGUGCAAAGCCUGACCCGAAACGCCCUGGCCAGUUCCUUAGCAUGGGUUUUGGGUUCGUUGAAUUUAAAAAUAAACAAUGCGCUGUCGCAGCUAUGCAAGCCAUGAACGGCUUCGUUUUGGCUGGACACAAACUUGAUAUCAAGUUAUCUCAUCAAGGAGCUGAUGCUGCAGCAGAAACGAGGAAGCAGGACUCUUCAAAACCGAAAGGUACAAAAAUUCUUAUUAAAAACUUGCCUUUCGAAGCUUCUAGGAAAGAUAUCCAGUCUUUAUUUGGUGCUUAUGGCCAGCUGCGUUCUGUUCGUGUACCACGGAAGUUUGAUCGAAGUGCACGAGGCUUUGCUUUUGCUGAAUUUGUCACUGCUCGUGAAGCGGAAAAUGCUAUGAACGCUUUGAAGCAUACACACUUACUUGGUCGUCAUCUUGUGUUGCAAUACGCUUCUACUAGCGGCAUGGAUGAUUUGCAGCAUGCGAUGGAUAAAGCUGCCAAGGAAGCUCGUGCUGAAGCUGGUUCUACUUCUUUUACAGGCAAACGUCUUAUCGAGACUGGCGAAAACGAGUGA
This is a messenger RNA of Schizosaccharomyces cryophilus OY26, 2478 nucleotides long. RefSeq names its product RNA-binding protein Mrd1. The coding region runs from base 1 to 2478 and encodes 825 amino acids. Lineage: Eukaryota; Fungi; Ascomycota; Schizosaccharomycetes; Schizosaccharomycetales; Schizosaccharomycetaceae. The transcript has 2 exons. The record is from RefSeq and is a predicted model, not a curated record. Gene Ontology annotation, molecular function: RNA binding.